Molecule: messenger RNA, 2462 nt
Organism: Cercocebus atys (sooty mangabey)
Lineage: Eukaryota; Metazoa; Chordata; Mammalia; Primates; Cercopithecidae
Product: paired immunoglobulin-like type 2 receptor alpha
Exons: 6
Coding region: 1571-2266 (231 amino acids)
Molecular function (GO): MHC class I protein binding
Source: RefSeq, a predicted model, not a curated record
UGACCCUUCAGCCAGGUCCUCAGGCAGGGCGGACCACCCUCUCGAGGCCCUGCCCAGACAGCCAGGGGGUCCCUUGUCCUCUCUUCAGUCCAUCUUUCCAGCUGGGACCAGUUCAGCCCAAAGCCCCCGUGCCUCCGUUUUCCUGUGGGUUGAAUGGGGAGAAUGAGGUAUUGAGGGCCUGGCUCAGACGGAGGGGUUUCCUGAGCACAGGGGAACAUGUUUCCUCCGGCCUGUGAAGGGAGGGAGGGAGGGCUGACCUGGCUGGCCCUGGGAAGCACAGAGGAGCCUACUGGGGCCAGGGAAGACACUGAGAAGAGAAGGGAGGCCCAUCCCUGCCUGCUUCUGUCUCAAGAAGGCUGAUGCCAUUUCCUCUGACGAAAUCCUGUCUUCCUGCCCCCACGGCCCCUUAGCUGGAGGGGCCACCUCACCCUGGAGAGGGUGGGCAGAGCCUCCUACGGAGGGAGCCCUGUGGGCCACCAAAGCUCCCCGCUCCAGCGACCACCGCAGGCAAAGGCCAGCAGAAACCCGUUAGAGAUGGGCCCAGGACUGUGUGCGGGGUGCCCACUGCAGCUCUGAGCCUUCACUUCCUUCUGUGUCCAAGGAAGCCUCUGGAUCAGCCAAGGGCUCAGGUGUGUGGAGGGAAUGACCUGAGGUGCUGUAUGAAGGGACAGCCUCCUGUCCUGCACUCAGAAGUUGAGGCCCAGAGAUUCUGCCCUUCAGCCAGGCCCAGACAUCUGGGUAGAGGGGGCUCCAGUCCUGGAACUGUCACUGCAAGUCACAUGGCCUGGGGCAGUGCUUCUCGGAGCCCUGUCCCCGCCUGCAUAGGAUGGGGAGAUCAGAGGGGAGCCUGCAGAUCCAGUCUCAUGUCUAGGGGGUGAAGGGGUGGCCUCCAGAAGGACCAGUCUGUGUAGGGGACCAUCAGCCCCCUCACCCCUUGAGCAAGGUCGUGGUCCCUGCACCAAGGGAAGAGGCCAGCUGGGCCCUGGUGGUGCCUGGGGACUGCAUGGAAGUCCCUGCCGGGGAGGGAGAGGGACAGAGGACAAGCUGGGGACUCUGGUGCUUGGGCUGGGGUCUGAGCGCCUGUGACCUCCACCGGCUUCCUCCUCCUCCUCCCUGAGGACUGAAUCUGGGACACAGAAGGGCAGAGAAUCAGGCCUGCCUUGCCUCUCCCUGAAAGAGCCUGUGCUGGCCCUGGGCAGAGAGAAGGAUGAGAAGUGAAGCUGAGUGAGGUGGGGCUGCAGGGAUCCAGGUGGGAGGGGCCCAGCCAGCCAAGGUCAGGCCCGGCCCCUCAGCAGGAGGACAGGCACUGGGGCCCUUGGGCAGGGCUGACUUGACACUGACCACAAGGGAGGCCCUUUUGCAAUAAGAGGAAAAAAACCAGAUGGAUAAAGGAAGUGCUGGUCACCCUGGAGGUGCACGGGUUUGAGGAAGGCUCCCGGCCCCCACAGCCCUCUGCGGAGCCUGAGCCCGGCUCCCCUUACUCACCUCAACCUCCAGGUGGCCCCACCACAGGGCCCCUCUCCUGCCUGGACAGCUCUGGUCUCCCCAUCCCCUGGAGGAGAGCAAGGCCAUGGGCCAGCUCCUGCUGCUGCCCCUGCUGCUGCUGCCCCUGCUGCUGCCACCAGCAUUUCUGCAGCCUGGUGGCUCCGCGGGAUCCAGUCCAAACCGCCCUUAUGGGGUCACUCAACCAAAACACCUCUCAGCCCCUGUGGGUGGCUCCGUGGAAAUUCCCUUCUCCUUCUAUCACCCCUGGGAGUUAGCCACAGCUCCCAACAUGAAAAUAUCCUGGAGACGGGGCGAAUUCCACGGGGAGUACUUCUACAGAACAAGGCCAGCUUUCAUUCACAAGGAUUACUCGAACCGGCUCUUUCUGAACUGGACAGAGGGUCAGGACCGCGGGCUCCUCAGGAUCUGGAACCUGCGGAAGGAGGACCAGUCUGUGUAUUUCUGCCGAGUCGAGCUGGACACACGAUCAGGGAGGCAGAAGUGGCAGUCCAUCGAGGGGACCAAACUCACCAUCACCCAGGGUCAGCAGCGGACUAAAGCCACAACCCCAGCCAAGGAACCCUUCCAAAACACAGAGGAGCCAUAUGAGAAUAUCAGGAAUGAAGGACAAAAUACAGAUCCCAAGCCAAAUCCCAAGGACGACGGCAUCGUCUAUGCCUCCCUUGCCCUCUCCAGCUCCACCUCACCCAGAGUACCUCCCAGCCACCAUCCCCUCAAGAGCCCCCAGAACGAGACUCUGUACUCUGUCUUAAAGGCCUAACCAAUGGACAGCCCUCUCAAGACCGAACGGUGAGGCCAGGCACAGUGGCGCAGGCCGGUAAUCCCAGCUACUUUACUCUGAAGCCUGAGGCUGAACAGAGUAAGCCCAGGAGUUCAGCGCCAGCUUUGAUAAUGGAGCGAGAUGCCAUUGCUAGUUAAAAAUGUGUAUUAACAAUAAAGUAACAAAUUUAAAAAGA